Messenger RNA from Trichomycterus rosablanca, 3009 nucleotides. RefSeq names its product fibroblast activation protein, alpha (gene fap). Gene Ontology annotation, molecular function: serine-type endopeptidase activity. Gene Ontology annotation, biological process: proteolysis. NCBI's taxonomy places the organism in Eukaryota, Metazoa, Chordata, Actinopteri, Siluriformes, Trichomycteridae. The coding region runs from base 171 to 2426 and encodes 751 amino acids. The transcript is spliced from 26 exons. The record is from RefSeq and is a predicted model, not a curated record. Gene Ontology annotation, cellular component: plasma membrane.
UAUCGUGAUGCAGUGUGUUGGACAGAGGAAUUUAUACUCAGUAGUAGUGGGAGAAGUUUUGAUCGCUUCAUGCUGCUGAUUAGAUGAAGUUUUGAGCUCCACGUCAGCGAGCGAACCUGGACUGCAAAACAGCGCACAGCUUCAGCCCUUAAACAUCAACCAGCGCUAACAUGGGCUUCAGUAAGGAGGGUAAAGUUUUAAUCGCCGCGCUUGUUCUCGUCUUGUUGAUAGCUGUGCCAGUUCUCAUCUAUGUGAACAGAGGUGAUCAUGGUUCCAGACGGACUUUCACAUUUGAUGACUUUUAUAAUGAUACUAUCAGGUAUCAGACUUAUAAUUUACGGUGGAUUUCAGACACUGAAUACCUCCACAAAACUAAAGAUGGCAAUGUUUAUGUGCAUAAUGUAGAGACCAUGACCAGCUCCUUGUACCUGAGCAACUCAACUUUUUCUCAGGUGGAUGCCACAGAUUACAUAGUGUCCGCUGACAGAAAGUUCAUCUUUUUUGAGAGCAAUUAUACAAAGCAAUGGAGACACUCCUUCACAGCAACAUACUCCAUAUAUAAUAUGGAGACUCAGUCUUUUAUUACACCUUCUCACAUCCCUGAAGCUGUACAUUUAUUAUUGUUGGCACCCAUAGGAAACAUGCUGGCCUAUGUUUGGAAUUAUAACGUUUAUCUCAAACCCAAUGCCAUUGCUGAGCCCAUACAGGUCACCCAUGAUGGAAAAGUCAACCAGAUACUGAAUGGCAUACCAGACUGGUCAUAUGAAGAGGAGGUGUUUGUGUCAAAUGAGGGAUUGUGGUGGUCUCCCAAUGCUAAAUAUCUGGCCUAUGUACAGAUUAAUGACACAGAGGUGCAUGCCAUUGAGUAUACCAUAUAUGGAAAUGGGCAGUACCCUACCACUGCAAUAGUCCCCUACCCAAAGGCUGGCUCCAAUAUUCCAAGAGCAAAGCUGUUUGUGAUUGAUGUUGCAAAGCCAUCCAUGCGCACAGAAAUAGUGGUGCCGAAAAGUAUUGGGGCAAGCGAUCACUACCUGAGUUCAGUUACGUGGGUAACUGAUACUCGUAUUGCUGUACAAUGGCUAACACGCAGACAGGACCAAGUUCUCCUCCAGAUCUAUGACUUUGAUGGAACCAAAUGGAAUGAAAACACGAAGUUUGAACAAAAGAGCAAAACUGGCUGGGUUGGUCGGUACAACCCUUUGCCUCCUUACUUUGCUGCAGACAGCAACAGUUUCUACAAGGUGAUGAGUGAUGCAAAGGGCUAUAAACAUCUCCACUUGGUGAAGGAUGGGAAAGCAGUACCAAUAACCUCAGGCAAAUGGGAGGUAAUCUACAUCUCAAAAUUAACUAAGGAUGCCAUCUACUAUGUGAGUAACGAACAUAUGGGAAUACCAGGGCAAAGAAAUCUCUACAAGAUUUCUGUCAGUACCAGUCAGAGCAGCUUUGUUUCUGAAUGCCUCACCUGCUCACUUUAUAAGGACAGGUGUCAGUACAAUUCAGCGUACCUCAGCCAAAACGCUUCCUUCUUCCGCAUGGACUGCUACGGACCAGGACUACCAAUAUUCACACUCAUGGAUAAUCGAGGAUCUCGCAAAGAAAUCGGGGUGCUUGAAGACAACAAAAAACUGGAACAAAUUCUGAAGACAGAAAUAUUAAUGCCAACCAUCAAACGUGGCACAAUAAAGAUAGCAGGAUUUGAUUUUUGGUACCAGAUGAUGUUCCCUUCCGAUUUUGAUGCAUCCAAAAAGUACCCACUGCUGAUUCAAGUUUAUGCAGGGCCAGCAAGUCAGUACGUGGACUAUAAGUUUAAGCUGGAGUGGGCCACUUACCUAUGCAGCACUGAGAAAGCCAUCAUCGCCAGCUUUGACGGAAGAGGAAGCGGUUACCAAGGCGAUGAAAUAAUGCACGCAAUCUAUGAACGACUUGGCACAUAUGAAGUGGAAGAUCAGAUCUCAGCAAUCAGGAAAUUCAUCGAUAUGGGUUUCAUAGACAAAAACAGAAUUGCCAUGUGGGGAUGGUCGUACGGUGGAUAUGUAACCUCUAUGGCUCUGGGCUCAGGAAGUGGUCUGAUUAAAUGUGGAAUUGCAGUGGCUCCUGUAUCCAAGUGGGAAUAUUAUGAUGCGGUGUAUACCGAGAGGUACAUGCAUCGCCCUGAGGAAAAUUUAGACAGCUACAAUAAUUCCACAGUAACAGGCAGAGCGGCGAAUUUCAACAACGUGCAGUACCUGUUGGUGCAUGGCACUGCAGAUGAUAAUGUCCAUUUUCAACAAGCUGCUCACAUCUCCAAGGCCCUGGUGGAACAGCAGGUCGACUUUGAGGCAAUGUGGUACACAGAUAAAGACCAUGCACUGUCUGGCAAGGCUCGCUAUCACCUCUACACACAUCUCAGUCAUUUUCUUCAAAAAUGCUUUUCUGAAAAAAAAUAAUCACAGUUUAUCACGAAUGUUUGUUCUUAAUUUAGGUUGUGCAACAAAUGUAAAUAUAUUACACCAUUAGCUAAAUAAUUAUGACCCCCUCACAAUAAUGCAAAUGCCAGCUGAUAUUUCCGACAGUUGUGCAUGUCACACUCAGGGAUAUAUAAACUGUUUUACUGUCCACUGUCUAAAGCACUUAACAAUGGACAUGCAAGCAUCAGAACUGGAUAUUGGAGCAGAGGAAGAGAGUCUUGUAGACGAUAAGGAUUGCAGGCACAUGUGCAUUGUUUACCCAUGUAGAGAUUGCAUUGUACAGCAUGCAUUGUAAGAAGAUCCACCUCUAAAGUACACAGAUUAAAGAUCCUGCUGGUAAUGCCCUGGUACCAGAUACUACAGGACUUCUUGAGGUGUCUUGUGGAGUCCAUACCUUGGCAGGUCAGAGCAGUUUUAACAGUAUGUUAGGCAGUCAGACAUGAUAUCUUGGCUCAUCGGUGUAUGUUGAAAUGUUAAAAACAUACAAAUUGAGACUUUUUUGUAUGUUGAUUAUUUCCAUUUUCUUCUAUUCAUUUUGACAAUCUUUUUUUUAUGAAGAAAC